AUGAAUCUGGUGAGCCAAGAAAUCCAGCGACGACUCGAUCUCACGACUAUUCCACCCCAACGCAUCGAUGGCAAAGACGCGGCAAUCCUGGUGCUGUUGCGUGGACAGGAGAUUGCCAAAUUGGAGGUGUUGCUGUGUGUUCGGUCGAUGAACAUGCGCAAACACCCAGGAGAGGUCUGUUUCCCGGGCGGUAUGUGGGAGCCACAGGAUAGCGAUUUGCAGCAAACGGCUCUUCGGGAGGCACAUGAGGAGACGGGCUUGGGCCUCGACCAUUUCGAGCUGUUGGGCUCGCUGCCGAGCUUCCGCUCCCGAUUCGGCGUUCUCGUCCAUCCGGCCGUGGCUCUUUGGAGAAAUGGAGCGCCAUGGGAGCCGCAGCUGAAUAGUGCUGAGGUGGAAAAGGUUUUCUGGCAGCCGCUGCACGAUUUUCUCGAUAAAUCCAUGCACAGCAGCUACGUCUGGGAUAAUGUCUACACGGUCCAUUCAUUCGAUUUUGCUGAGGCGCACUGCUACGGCUUCACUGCGUUCAUCGCCGUCGUUGUCGCAAUGUGUGCCUUCGACCGAGUGCCAGAUUUCGAUCUAAGCGAGGCUUUCACCGCCGAAAUCAUGCGUAGCGUCGGCACGAAAUCGGUGGUGGCCGCCAUCUUCAGCGUGGCUGCCCUGCCGGCCGAUCAGCGGAAUGCCCACAUUCGUCUUAAUAAAUUG
This is a messenger RNA of Mesorhabditis spiculigera, 702 nucleotides long. NCBI's taxonomy places the organism in Eukaryota, Metazoa, Nematoda, Chromadorea, Rhabditida, Rhabditidae. The record is from the annotation of a GenBank genome assembly.